GCGACGUCACUUUUGUUACUCGCGCGCACACGCCCCUCUUGGCCCCGCCCCCUCGACUUAAAAUGCGGCUGUCCGCGGCUCAGAGCGUCAGUUGGACGCGGCGGGAGCGUUUUGAAGCCGUCGCUGGAAUCAUGAAGUCUCCCAAACUGGAACCUCAAACCAGGUUCGUGAACGAGGACCUGAAGGACGCGCUGUGCGAGUUCGACGCGGUGAUGGAAGACUUCACGUCGCCGGUGGAGAAGCGACGCUUCAGGUACGACGAGCACCUGAGGACCAUGAAGCGCAGGAGCAGCGCGAGCGUCAGCGACAGCGGCAUCAGCGACUCGGAGACUGCAGAGUCGCUCAACAGAAACAGCUUCAGCUUCAGCGAGGAGCGGCUCAACUCGCCCACCAUCUUCUCGCCGCCCCCCAUGUCACCAAAACCCAAACUGGGAGACACCAAGGAGCUGGAGGACUUCAUCGCUGACCUGGACAAGACCUUGGAGAGCAUGUGAUCGAGGCUCGCAGUCGUCUUGGAGCGGAACGUCUGGUCUGGACCCCAGCAGCCACCACCCACACAUCCAGUCCGGACGCCAGCCUGGUGGCGCCGCCCUGACCCGAGAACAAUCGGCCCAGACGGCUGCAUGCGACCCUGCUCCGCUCCAUCAUCCAGAACUAUUUAAUAAGGCUUCUAUAAUGGAGUAUAUUAUAAUUUUAUCAACCUUCCUAAUGUAAAUGUUGGUUCUCUUUGGUGAAAUAUAUUUUUAUAUCUUCUGUAAAUAAUUGUUUCAAAUUCUAUUUUCCGUUUAGGAUCAUUUGACUGGAAUAAAGUGUGUUUGGUGCUUCCACUAGAACUAUUGUAUAAUAAUAUUAAGCUAAACUGUGGCAGAGAUUGUUAUUAAAGUAUGAAAGGUUGUUCUUUUA
Betta splendens (Siamese fighting fish) is the source of this 903-nucleotide messenger RNA. It is a transcript of the gene rgcc, whose product is annotated as regulator of cell cycle. The transcript has 5 exons. Lineage: Eukaryota; Metazoa; Chordata; Actinopteri; Anabantiformes; Osphronemidae. Gene Ontology annotation, biological process: regulation of cell cycle. Bases 63 to 494 code for a protein of 143 amino acids. The record is from RefSeq and is a predicted model, not a curated record.